AUGAAAGUACAACUUUACGUCAGGAUCGAACACUACAAGACGGCCAUACACCCCGAGCAUAUCCAGGACACAAGGACGUCACGGUUCACACUUGCACCAAAUCGUUAUUAUAAUUCCGAUCUCAACCUCGCUUCAGUCUCAGACAUGUCUUCCAGAACCCACCGGAAGCUUUCCCCUCUGACUACCAAUUGGAAUAAUAGGAGUCAAUCAAGUAUAAACUCUGAUGCUGCAGUCUUCUAUUCAGCGCAAGCGCACCCGACACCAAUCGAGCUCGAACAACAAAUUCCUCAAUCCUACUCCUCUCGUGCUCAUCCAGGCACCACAUCUUCUCCCCGAGAAUUUCAGCCUACCAAGAUGGACCGCCAAGAUUCAGGUUUUGCAGAGAAUAUUGCCUACAUGCCUAGCCACAUGCGAAAAUCAUCAUCACGGCCCAGUUCGAAAUCAUCCUCUCAAAACCCUCGACCCUCGUUAAAUCCCUCCCGGAAAUCAUGUUCGCGCUCAAAGGACUCCUCUGGCCCUUCUUCCUCGGCCUCGAGCGCAACCAGCCGUUCAACCCCCAAACGCUCUCCGAAAUCUCCCCGCGCAUCCACUUCCCACUCUCGGCCCAAUCUCUCGUCUCGGCACCACCACAGUCAAACAUUAUCAUCGUCACCACAAUAUCAAUUUUUCCACUUUCCAUCACUAUCCGAUGACAUUUCCCAAGAAACAUCAGACACCGCCGUAACCCCAGCUCCACCCCCGCCAGCCACAAUUCAUUAUUGGACGUCCGACCAAACCCGAAAAUUAGAAUACGCAGCCAUUGAUGCAGCAAGCAAAGGGAUUCGAGGGUUUGUAGUAAAAUGCAUACCAGAUUGUUUCUUGCCAGUGGAGAAGAGAGGGACCAGAUUUUGUGAAGAGGAUAUGAGAGAGUGUGAUGAUGAUGAUGAUGCAGGGAGCGUGAGGAGAUAUCGAUUGGUACUGGAAGACGAGGUAGAAAAUGAGAUGAAGGGGGAAAAGAUCGAGGAAAGGCCUCAGUCCGUGAAAGAACAUCGCAGGCGGUGGAGCUCUUUUAUUAAACGUUGA
Molecule: messenger RNA, 1062 nt
Organism: Sclerotinia borealis F-4128
Lineage: Eukaryota; Fungi; Ascomycota; Leotiomycetes; Helotiales; Sclerotiniaceae
Source: the annotation of a GenBank genome assembly